Doryrhamphus excisus (bluestripe pipefish) is the source of this 3129-nucleotide messenger RNA. It is a transcript of the gene dpy19l1l, whose product is annotated as dpy-19-like 1, like (H. sapiens). Gene Ontology annotation, cellular component: nuclear inner membrane. Gene Ontology annotation, molecular function: mannosyltransferase activity. The record is from RefSeq and is a predicted model, not a curated record. NCBI's taxonomy places the organism in Eukaryota, Metazoa, Chordata, Actinopteri, Syngnathiformes, Syngnathidae.
CGAAGUAGUGAUUCGGGGGCGGAUCUUGCCAGUAGGCACACGCCGCCGCUGUGUGGCCGCUCACAUCGCGCUCACCUCCGGCUUCCUCCUCGCUGCCUACCCGUUCUGGCUCUCCGUGGCGACCAUGGCGGCCAAAAAUAGAAAGCAGACGGGGAAGAGUUCUUCCUCGCAGGGUGACAAAGGCGAUAAGACCUCGCCGAUUCCUCCUGGAGGUAAAAGUGUCUCCAGGCGGGCAGGCAGAGAUGGCAAAGCUCACGGCGGUGGAGGCUCACACCAAAACGGGUUAACGGGCAUCAGGAACAAGCUGGGGCUGACUGGCUGGGGGGCGGCCGGGCUGGGAUUCACUCUCCUCCUCGCUACCCUAAGCGGAUAUCUCCACUGGUAUCAUCUCACACAGCUCUUUGAGAACGACAGACACUUUUCACACUUGUCCAGCCUGGAGAAGGAGAUGGCUUUCCGUACAGAAAUGGGUUUGUACUACUCUUACUACAAGACCAUCAUCGAGGCGCCCUCCUUCCUGCAGGGCCUGCACAUGGUGAUGAAUGAUCGGCUGACAGAGUACCCGCUGGUUAUUAACACCCUGAAGAGGUUCAAUCUCUACCCAGAGGUGGUUCUGGCCAGCUGGUACCGGUUGUACAUGGGUGUCAUGGGUUACUUUGGCAUCCCUACCAAGAUGUGCUGGUCCAUCAAUAGAGGAGAAGGCAUGACACCUGUGGACAGUUGUGAAGGCAUGGGUGACCCGGCAUACUUCUACGUCACCUGUGUAUUCUUGCUCAACGGUGCGAUGCUGAGCCUGUUCUUCCUGUAUGGCACCUACCUCAGUGGCAGCUGGCUGGGCGGCAUUGUGACCACUUUGUGUUUUUUCUUCAAUCAUGGCGAGAGCACCCGUGUGAUGUGGACUCCUCCUUUGAGGGAGAGUUUUGCCUACCCCUUCCUCGUCUUGCAGAUGUUGCUCCUCACUUUCAUUUUGAGAACCCGGAACCCGGGCAGGAUGGCCUUGGCUGCUCUGGGCAUCUCCACGUUGUGCUUCAUGCUGCCAUGGCAGUUUGCCCAGUUUGUGCUGCUCACUCAGGUGGCUUCCUUGUUUGCGUCAUACAUCCUGGGUUACCUCAGUUCUGCUAAGAUGCAGUCAGUGUUGGUCACUCACAUGGUCACGCUGGCCGUCUGCUUUGUGCUGAUGUUUGGCAACUCCAUGCUCCUCACGUCCUUCUAUGCCUCCUCCCUUGUCUCCAUCUGGGCUAUCGUUGCGUUGAGGGAUCGGUUUACUCAGAUCUUCAAAACUGGCCUCGUCUUCUGGGUCAUGCAGGCUUUAGUUUGGGUCGGCUCCACUGUUCUGCUCAAAUUCUUGCUGUCCACAAUCCUUGGUGCUUCAGAUGAUGCUCACAUCAGUGCCUUGAUCAAGUCCAAGUUCAGCAGCUACAAGGACUUCCACACACUCAUGUACACGUGUGCUGCAGAGUUUAACUUCAUGGAGUGGGAGACUCCUACACGCUACUGGAAAACGUUGCUGCUGCCAGUUAAUGUGUUGUUGGUUGCUCUGAUAGCAAAGACGAUUGUUCAGGAUGUCUUCCGAUUCCUGAGGGAUGGAGGGAAGGCACCUGUAGGGAACAAUGGGGAGGAUAAGGGUGACCAAGCUGUAAGGUGUGACGUCACCAAAGGAGAAAUGGCCUACCACAGCCUGCAGCUGGUGGCGUUCACUCUACUGGCCAUCCUCAUCAUGCGACUCAAGCUCUUCCUCACGCCUCACAUGUGCAUCAUGGCCUCGCUGAUCUGCUCCAGACAGUUGUUCAGCUGGCUCGGUGAGAAGGUGAAGCACCGGGCCGCUGUGGUCCUGGUCCUGGCCUUGAUGGCAGUACAAGGAGUGGCCAACCUGCAGGCCCAGUGGGGCAUCAUUGGAGAGUUUAGCAACAUGCCGCAGGAGGAGCUGCUGGACUGGAUCCAGGAGAACACCAGCCCUGACUCUGUGUUUGCUGGAGCCAUGCCCACCAUGGCCAGUGUCAAGCUGUCCACCGGUCGCCCCAUCGUCAACCACCCCCAUUAUGAAGACGCUGGUCUGAGGGAGAGAACAAAGCUGGUCUACUCCAUGUACAGCCGCAUGUCUGCAGACAGCGUGAAGAGCAACCUAAAGAAGCUGGGAGUGGACUACUUUGUUCUGGAAGAUUCUUGGUGCACCAGGAGGACAAGACCUGGCUGCAGCAUGCCAGAGAUCUGGGAUGUGGAGGAUCCCCAAAACAUGGGUAAAACUCCUCUUUGCACUCACAUGUCAAGGAAUUCGUGGCCUCACUUCACCACAGUCUUUGCCAAUCACAUCUACAAAGUCCUCAAAGUGGCCAAAGAUGUCAGAUAACAGUGAAGACGACAGAUAACAACCCAACUUCACUGUCACCACCGCUGCUUUUCAAGUAGCAUCAAUACAGUAUCUCCCUUUUUUGUGCAGCGAUGCAGGGAAUCUUGCGCCUUCUGUUUUGUUACAUGGGAUCUGUUAUUGUGUCUCAAGAGAAAAUGAUUACUUCAUUGGUUUACAUGAUGUCCACAUGCUGUGAAAGCAAUACCUACAAAAGACAGCAGCCAACCACUCAUUCUGUUGUUUUGUACGGCAUUAUUACUUUGUAUUUAUUUGUGUGCUCACGUGUACACAAGGCCAGUGAAGUUGUCUUUUUGUGUAUGAAGUACAUUGAUCAUGUGGAUUGCCUUUACACUUUGUUGAUCGAGCAGUAAGAGUAUGAGGCAGAUGCGCCCCAUUCAGUUCAAGUCACAACAAUUCAUCCCUUGUUUUUAUUUCCUCUGUUAGAUCUCAUACUGCCAAGCCACAAUAUGUGUAGCAGUACUUACAUCUCAGUGGUAGUAGCAUGGGGUUUGGAAAAUGGUCUUUUGUGACACAUAACGCGAGAUAUGAGGAGACAACUAGCGUUGCAACAAACUAAAGGGUUAGCCUCAAUGUGCCACAGUGAGUGAUGGGACAAAUACAUCACAAAGUUCAUUUUGUAAAUAAAUGUACAAUGCUUUUUUUAAUGAACGUUUUCAAUCCCUUUUUAAUGCGUUUAGCAUUCCUUCCUUUUUGCUGUCUAUGCGUGUUGCACAUGUCUUUUGUAAUAUUGUUUGUAUUGAAAUAAAGGGUCUGAUUUCUUA